AUGGGAUCGCGUUGUUGUCGUGAGAAUAAAGAUAAAUUAAAGGCUGGUGAGGAAGAAAUUCAUAAUGUAAAACGGCCGACUUCACCGUCACAAGUCUCAAUGGCUGACAAAACACACGAAAGACUAAGUGUUGUUGCUAGCGCUAAGCUUACAGACGGGAAUCCUAAUAUAGCAGACUUGAGUGAUGUUAACAGACCUACAAAACUAGCUGAACAAUAUUCAGAACUUUAUGACAAUGAAUGGACUGACGCCUUUGGUGUAAUUAAAUGUGGAAACGCGGAAGAAGAUGCAUGCCGUAUUCUUUUAAGCAUGUUUUGUGUCAUUUACAGAGCUUGUAUCAAAAAAGCCGUAGAAGAUCGGGAUGCAGUGACAGAUGCCAUCAAGACUUUUCUCAAUGGGCAGCAGCCGCCGGUCGAGUUAUUAAAACAACUGAAAGACCAAAGAAAGAAAAAUACUGCAGGACAGCAAUCUAUAAUUAAACAGAAACGUACUUUACCCGAAAAAGAACUCCGAAAAGACCAUUAUGUUAAACGAUUUUUGAACAAGUGUAUAGGUUUGUGUUGGCUUAUGGCAGUUCAGGAUCCACCUGUACAUGUUGAUGUAAAUAUUGAUCGAUGUGAUGAACUGCAUGAUAGUACUUUGUACAAGCCUUAUACAAAAUCGGGUAUUUACAUAGAUUACAUAGUAUGGCCAGUAUUAUACUUGCACGAAAAUGGAAACAUUUUAAUGAAAGGCAUUGCUCAGUGUAAGGAUAAAAACAGCAAAAACAGUACUGUUCAGUCUCUAAGAACAACUAGAAGAAGGCGAAAGAGACACAAUAAUCAUAAUAACAAAAACAACGAGAUGUUUUAUCAAUUGGAAACUUUAGCUACUUCUACGACAGAGCCUGAUGUAAAAUCCGUAAUCAAGAAACAUGACGAGAAAUGCAUCGACAAUGAAGGCAAUCAGAUUUUGGACGACGCAAAAUCAAACAGUACCAAAUUAAAAAGGAAAUCAUUAAGUGGAAAGGUUAAAAAAAUGUUUUUGGAAAAAACAUCAAGCAAUGUCAUAAUCUUAUCUAGAUAAUAGGACGGAAGUCUUUGAUUUACCAUGGGAUACUAGUAAUCUCGUAGAAUCAAAGGAACACAGUGACGACGAUGAAACAUUGAUAUCAACAAGAACAAUGCAAGAUGGCAAAACCACGAAUAACAACAUACUUACAUAGGACGAUCCUACAAGCGAUGAGAAAAUAACAAAAGAACAAAUGGUGGAAAACGACACAAUGAAUAAAUUAAACCAUGUAGUAUGCUAGUGCAUGUCCUAAAUUCAUGUAAAAUUGAACUGAGGGGCUAUUUAGGAGCAAUGCCGUUAAAUUCUGAAGGUGAUAUUUCAAAAAACGUUUAUAUAUAUUGUUUAUAUACGCUUUGUCACAAAAAAGAAAACAAUGAAUGCAACUGGUAUAAGCUGUGACUUAUAAACG
Ruditapes philippinarum (Manila clam) is the source of this 1459-nucleotide messenger RNA. RefSeq lists its product as uncharacterized. NCBI's taxonomy places the organism in Eukaryota, Metazoa, Mollusca, Bivalvia, Venerida, Veneridae. The record is from RefSeq and is a predicted model, not a curated record. The coding region runs from base 1 to 1065 and encodes 354 amino acids. The transcript has 5 exons.